AUGGCAGUCUUCCGCGCCCCCUUGCAAGGAAGACAUCUAGAAGGGAGGAACAGGGAGCCAGUGGUCGCGCACGAGAGUGGUGUCGAGGUGUCGGAGUUGGAGCCACGCGACCGCGGCGACUCCGAGGACUCGGCCGUCGUCAUCCCUGCGUCCACGCGCGGGGAGCCGAGGCGGCGCCGCUGCCAGACGAGCUCGCGCUGCGUGGGACAGCGAGGCUGCGGGUCUGUGGGGCUUCCCUGGACCAGCUCCCUCCACCCAGCUCCCUCCCCCAGCUCCCUCCCCCAGCUCCCUCCCCCAGCUCCCUCCCCCAGGUCCCUCCCCCAGGUCCCUCCCCCAGGUCCCCGACAGCCUCCACGUGCCUCGGCGCUGGUCGGCUCUCCGGGGGAAUCGCAAGUCAUCCAGGUCUCUCCGUCGCGGGAAGCCCCCGACGUGAGAACGUCACGCCGCUGGCUGCCAGACAUCUGGGCGCGAUUCGCGCCGGCAACACUGCACGUGACCGCCGCGGCGGGGGCUGCUCUGGACUGCGCACCUCUUCCCCCGGAGGCGACGUGA
Molecule: messenger RNA, 552 nt
Organism: Bacillus rossius redtenbacheri
Lineage: Eukaryota; Metazoa; Arthropoda; Insecta; Phasmatodea; Bacillidae
Exons: 3
Coding region: 1-552 (183 amino acids)
Source: RefSeq, a predicted model, not a curated record